AUGGCAGGUUUCCUUAUCCCGGAUACCUACCAGGUAUCUGCACCAUCCGUCGAUGAUCUUCUAAUCGCCAGCAUUAUUUGGGGUUUCUCGCUGGCCGCUGGCCUAUUUAGCUGCGUCAAAUGUAUCCGACAAACCUCACACUCAUGGAAACGAUCCAGCAAAGUCAGCCCUUAUAUCGUGAUGAUAUGGGCUGAAUGGACCGUUUCUAUGGUUAUUGGCAUCAUAUCUUGGUUCUUCCUCAGAGGUAUUCUCUUGGCAAGCUUUUGGGUAUUUUUCUUUCUGUUAUGUCUCUGGGUCGUUCAGAUUCAAUGCAUCUGCGGAAUUAUUAUCAACCGAAUUGCGCUCUUAAUGGUCGAUCGCCGACAAGCUGCUAAAAUUAGAUGGACUGUUGCUGCCAUCUUAGGGUUGGUCAACAUUAGCGUCUAUUGUAUUUGGAUACCUGCCCGCCUACAGAUAUCAGACACAUACAUCCAUGUCAAUAACAUUUGGGAUCGGAUUGAAAAGGGCAUUUUCCUCAUAAUUGAUGCCUCUCUAAACUUUUACUUCAUCUAUCUGGUUCGAACAAAGUUGAUCGCGAAUGGUUUACAGAAGUAUAUGCCACUCUUUAGGUUCAACAUGCUCAUGGUUGCGGUGUCUAUAAGUCUAGACAUCAUUUUAAUCGGUAGCAUGUCAAUAGGAACCGGUGUCAUUUACAUCCAAUUCCACCCUCUUGUCUACAUCCUCAAGCUGCAUAUCGAGAUGAACAUUGCAGAUCUCAUCGUCAAAGUCGUCAAAGCUACAUCUGACAACAGGUAUUAUGGAAACGGAACCGAGUUGCGGUCGAAACCAACCAGAGGAGUGUUCGGGAACGGUGGGUCAGUAGCCAGGACAGCCAACGGGCAAACAAUCAACCAUUUUGGGGGAAACCAGGUUGACAUUGAGGUAUCAUCCGGUGGAUACAAAAGUCAGGAUACCGGGGGAGGGAUCACAAAGAUUGUCCAUACAAGAGUUACAUCCAGGCGACGCGAUCAGUCUGACGAGGAUAAUAGUUCAGAGUCCUCCACCCGGAACCUGAAGGAGCACAUCCCAAAUAGUUCUUUGGUUGAGCAUGUUUGA
Messenger RNA from Pochonia chlamydosporia 170, 1095 nucleotides. RefSeq lists its product as hypothetical. NCBI's taxonomy places the organism in Eukaryota, Fungi, Ascomycota, Sordariomycetes, Hypocreales, Clavicipitaceae. The transcript is spliced from 5 exons. Bases 1 to 1095 code for a protein of 364 amino acids. The record is from RefSeq and is a predicted model, not a curated record.